AAAGGGAAGCGACUGUCCGUGUGUGUGAGCUAGAAAUACGAUAUUGCUAGUCUCCCAAAAAGUUGAUCCGGAACCGGUUACAAUAACCACAUUAGUUUUCACAAGUUUUGUGAGUGUGGAAAAUUGGAAAAAGCCAUCUAGACACCCAGGCUUAUUAAUGUGGCCGGCCACCAUCAAAUCAGGCCGCGCCACGUUGUGAAAGGUGUUCCCGUCUUGUGAUCGUCAUCCAGUAUCCUGUCCAGCCGAAGCCGCCCCGUUACCGUCAUCAGUUCCAGCCCAGAAUAUCCCGGAAGUGCACCAACGCAGCGAACGGCCGCAACGUAACCGAAAUAUUAUAGAUACCACAAUGGCAGAGUCGGAUGCUAGUGUUAAAAGUUUCUAUAAGAACAAAAACAUCCUCAUAACCGGAGGAACGGGAUUUCUUGGAAUUGCCUUGAUCGAAAAAGUUUUGCGCGCAUGUCCAGAGGUCGGCGGAAUCUAUUUACUAAUGAGGCCCAAGAAAGGAAAAGAAAUCAACGAACGAAUCGAAGAACUCACAAAAAAUCCGGUCUUUGAAACAUUACUUCAACAAACUUCCCCAGAAGUAUUCAGUAAACUGUAUGCGAUUGCUGGCGAUGUUGGGGAAGAAAAUUUAGGAAUAUCUAAAGACGAUCGUAGCACAUUAGCCAAAACCAUCGAUGUAGUUAUUCAUUCGGCUGCAACUUUAGAUUUCCAAGCCAACCUAAGGCCAACAGUUCAAAUCAAUCUGUUAGGAACGCGAAGAGUAAUGCAACUCUGCCAGGAAAUGCAAAACUUAAAAUGCAUGGUCCACGUGUCAAGCGCAUACGUAAAUGCCUAUCUGAAGGAAGCCGACGAGAAACUUUAUCCUGUCCAUGAGAGCGCUGAGAAAGUUAUAGAUCUUGUCAAUACAUUGACCGACGAUGCGUUAGAUCCACUGACUGAUCGGCUGUUGGGAGAGCAUCUAAACACCUACACUUUCACUAAGCACUUGGCAGAGCAUGAAGUAGCAAAAUGUACCGCGCUCUUCCCUUGCGGCAUUGUAAGACCUAGCAUGAUAACUGGAGCCUGGAAAGAGCCUGUGCCCGGAUGGACAAUUUCAAAAAAUGGACCUCAAGGUUUUCUUAUGGGAGCAGCAAAAGGUGUAAUUCGCAGACUGCCGGUCGGAACGGAACUCAUUUACGACUACAUUCCAGUAGACAUAGUGGUGAAUCAAAUACUUGUGACGGGAUUUUACAUAGCAAAGAAUGGGUUGAAGGAAUUGUCCAUCUUCCAUUGUACAUCCAGCACAUGUAAUCCAUUCAGAUGGAUUUCUGUGAAGGAUCAGAUUAACGAAUAUUUACAUAAGUAUCCGUUAACCUCAGCAAUUUGGUAUCCUCAUCUGAAAUUUCUACCAAACUUGUGGUCAUACAAGAUAGCAGCCAUUUUUGUUCAUUUCCUACCAGCGUAUUGUCUGGAUUUGUUAACGAAAUUGUUCGGAGGAAGACCGAUAUUGGUGCGAUUACAUACGAAUGUUUGGAAAUCACUCAACACACUCGAAAAAUUUAUUUUCAAUGAAUGGAAAUUCAACAACAAAAAAACACUGGCACUUUCUAAAACGUUAUCUCGUGAAGAUGAUGAACUUUUCAAAAUAGAUAUUUCUGAGCUGAAAUGGCCCGAAUAUUUUGUAUCUUUGGCACAAGGAGUAAGACGCUACUUGCACAAUGAACACCCCAAAACGUUGGCAGCAGCUCGCAAAAAGGACUCAAUACUCUAUUUCGUUCAUGCAAUCUUCCAAGUAUUCAUCCUUUCUAUGAUAUGGAUGGUAACCUCGAAGCUUCUAGGUUUACCGAUGCUCAUAUGCACAAUAUUGGUUGCCAUAUUGUACAUUCUUAUGAAAUUGUUAUAAGCAUUUAACUGUUAUAAGCAUUGUUUGACCUAAAUAUUUAUCGUGUUUGGUGAAAUUUUGUUAUUCGUUAGUAUUAACAUAUUGAACGGUAAAUGGCGUGGUAAUAAAAGUUGUGAAACAGGUGA
This is a messenger RNA of Toxorhynchites rutilus septentrionalis, 2010 nucleotides long. Its product is annotated as putative fatty acyl-CoA reductase CG8306. Gene Ontology annotation, molecular function: alcohol-forming very long-chain fatty acyl-CoA reductase (NADP+) activity. Gene Ontology annotation, biological process: long-chain fatty-acyl-CoA metabolic process. The record is from RefSeq and is a predicted model, not a curated record. Lineage: Eukaryota; Metazoa; Arthropoda; Insecta; Diptera; Culicidae. Gene Ontology annotation, cellular component: peroxisome. The transcript has 11 exons. Bases 347 to 1885 code for a protein of 512 amino acids.